AUGUAUAAUAGCUCUGUACUGAGGAAAAGUUUUAUUAAAAAAGUGGAAAGAAUAAAGAUAGAAAAACUGAGAAACAAGGAAAAGAAUGAGAGAAAAGAAAAAAGUAGAAAGAAUAAAGAUAGAAAAGUUGAGAAAAAAAGGAAAAGCAUAAUAGAAAUGAAAAAAGUAGAAGAAAAAUGA
Molecule: messenger RNA, 180 nt
Organism: Plasmodium fragile
Lineage: Eukaryota; Apicomplexa; Aconoidasida; Haemosporida; Plasmodiidae
Exons: 1
Coding region: 1-180 (59 amino acids)
Source: RefSeq, a predicted model, not a curated record